ACUCACACCAAUCACGUCUGGUUUUCUAAACAGAAAUUAAGCAGUGCCGACUUACCACCAAUCAAUAAACUAUCACCAUACAAACAAAACACACACAGAGCAAAUAUCCGGAUGUAUUAACUCAACAUACAUUCAUUCUUACUUUAAUAGCUCAAACAUAAAAAUUCUGCCAACAUAAAUGACCAAAGAACAGAUAACUCAUAUUUUCAGUCAGACAAAAAAUUGCUUUGCUUCUCCAUGAGAGCCACUGUACAGUCACAUUGUUCACUCACUGUAUGUGUCUCCAGUUUUUCCAGCAUUAUAGGAACAACUUUGGAGGACUCUAUCUACUCUUUACAAGUGUUGCUCCUGGCUUUGCACGCCUGCAUUAGCAUCUGAACAUGACCGGUGUUUGGACCCAUGUUGCUUUGAUUGGGCGUCCACAGUAAAAUUAUUUUGUAAAAAUGAUGGUCCUAAGUGUUUUAGUUCCAGAUCAGAAAAGUGUUGGUGCCACUCUGGAACCAGUUUUCCUGGUCCCAAGUCAGUUCUUUGACUGCUGAAUGCAAAGAAUUUGUUUCAGAAUAGGCACAAGUCCUGAACCAGCACCACACAAAUAUGAUUCUGUGUUUGGUUCCUCUUCUGUGAUGACAGGUAAGGCAGUCAGUUUACAAGCAUGGGACUUAAGAUCCUCCCCUAAUAUUGACACAACAAAGAUACUUUGUACCAUACCUACUAACAAUAAAGCAAGCAAUUGAGCAAUCUGCUGUUUCACUUCCUCAUACUUUAGAGCGAGAUUCAUUUACUUCUCUCUUUCUUUACUGUAUGUCCUCAUUUGUCACUAUGUGUGCUUUCAGCUUCUUUCCGCUGCUGUGUCUGCUCCUGUUGUUUUCAAGAUCGGAUGCACUCUUUGGUUACAUUGUGGGACAUUGCCAGUUUACUUCUUCUGAUGAUCUUGUUUAUCUGGCACAAGUCUACUUCAAUAAGAAGCUUAUGGGUGAAUACAACAGCACUGUGGGGAAAUAUACCGGCUACACAGAGAAGGCGAGCGAAAUUGCAGAUGGCUUCAACGAAAACCCCAAAAUGUUGGAACAAGAAAAAAAGAAUUACGAGGAAUGCAAAACUUUCAUCCCUUUGAUCUUGGAUUUGUAUUCAAAGACAGCAAUCGAGCCCUCCAUCUCACUGCGGUCAUUUAAGGCAGUGGACAGCAAACAUCCAAGCAAGCUUAUCUGUAGCGCGUACAAAUUCUUUCCAAAACAAAUCAAAGUGACUUGGCUGAGGAACGGUAAGGAGGUGACAUCUGAUGUGACCACCACAGAGGAAAUGCCCAACGGAGGUUGGCUCUACCAGAUCCACUCCAUUCUGGAGUACACACCCAGACAAGGAGAGACUAUCACCUGUAAAGUGGAGCAUGCCAGCCUCAUGGAGCCCCAGCUCCAAGAGUGGGUACCAACACCUGAAUCACAGAGAAACAAAAUUGCCGUUGGGACUGCGGGACUGCUGCUGGGUCUGGUGAUUUUCUUUGGUGGCCUGAUUUACUACAAGAGAAACAAUAGUGGGCGGACGUUGGUGCCGACAGCUUAAGAUUUGUACAACGAGUGAAAAUGUGAAAUGAUCCAACCAUGGAAUCAGAGAAACUGAAUGAAGAAAAAGUUCUUAUAUCUGUAGGAAUAAUUUGUGUUGUUAUGUGGACUUAGUGUAAACUUUUUUUUUCUCAGUCUUGAUAUGUAUUACAAAAUGUUCAUUUUCUGUUGUACUGUACAGAUUAUGAUGAGUUAUGUGAGUUUUGUUCUUGGAAAUGUCUUAAAACCUAUACUUGAUGAUCAAAAACUCUCUUGCACCACAAACUGCUGUUAAUAUAUUCUUGCUAAUAAACAUGGAGAUUGGAGA
This is a messenger RNA of Acanthopagrus latus (yellowfin seabream), 1866 nucleotides long. RefSeq names its product H-2 class II histocompatibility antigen, E-S beta chain-like. Lineage: Eukaryota; Metazoa; Chordata; Actinopteri; Spariformes; Sparidae. The transcript is spliced from 5 exons. Gene Ontology annotation, cellular component: membrane; MHC class II protein complex. Bases 802 to 1560 code for a protein of 252 amino acids. Gene Ontology annotation, molecular function: MHC class II protein complex binding. Gene Ontology annotation, biological process: immunoglobulin production involved in immunoglobulin-mediated immune response; antigen processing and presentation of exogenous peptide antigen via MHC class II; immune response. The record is from RefSeq and is a predicted model, not a curated record.